Molecule: messenger RNA, 801 nt
Organism: Camelina sativa (false flax)
Lineage: Eukaryota; Viridiplantae; Streptophyta; Magnoliopsida; Brassicales; Brassicaceae
Source: RefSeq, a predicted model, not a curated record
CCGCAUCUUUGUUUCUAAGAGAUAAAAUCGGAAUGAUCAAAAAAUCUUCGUGGAUGGUCCUUACAAUCAAGAAAGGGUAAAGGCUGCCGAAGAAAAGGUUCGGUCUCCUCGAAUCAUCUUUGUAUCAUAUAUACAUAAUACAUUUAUUAAAGUCGUUGUAACAGAGACUUGGGGAACAUUUUCAACGAUCGUUUUGUGAUCUCUGUAUGUGGAUUCUGAUUCUUCCUCAUGUUAUAAAUACCACGCGACUCAAGCAACUAGAGUCUCAAGCAACUCCUCUCAGUCCAUCUUCGCUUUAUUCAAGAAAAUGGACAAGGUUAUGAGAAUGUCGUCCGAAAGAGGGGUAGUUAUAUUCAGCAAGAGCUCGUGUUGUUUGUCCUACGCGGUUCAAGUUCUUUUCCAAGAUCUCGGGGUUAUCCCUAAGAUUCACGAGAUCGAUAAGGACCCUGAAUGCCGAGAGAUCGAGAAGGCACUAAUGAGGCUAGGGUGUUCAAAGCCGGUCCCAGCCGUCUUCAUUGGUGGCAAGCUCGUUGGUUCGACCAAUGAAGUAAUGUCCAUGCACCUUAGCAGCUCGCUUGUUCCCUUAGUGAAGCCAUAUCUAUGUUAAACAACAAAGGUGUCUCCAAGGAUUUAUCAUACUAAUUAAUUAGCUAUCGGAAUGUCAUUCAAUAAGGAAAACAAUUGAGCCAAAUCUUGGUAAUCUGUUUUUUUUUUUGGGUAUUAUUUGGUUGUGUAACUUGGGAAAGUGUACGUAUAAUUGCAAGAUUGUUAUCAUAUAAACUCGGCGGUAAAAACAUUUUA